ACCUCACUGCCUCAGUAUUACUGGUGCACAUAGAAGUCUAAUCCUAUUCAUUUAUUAUAUUACAUACUCUGAAACGAAGUCGUCAACAACCUUAGAAAAUGACGCCAUGUUUCUGCUCUGUCACUCUGCCAUCAACCUCCAUCUCCAAGUUCAUCUCAGACCAACCUCAUCUGUCAUUGCUAGAAUCAAGAUGCUCCACCGUGAACGAUCUCAAGAAGAUUCACGCCCAACUCAUCAAAACCGGUCUCUCAAAACACACCAUGUUCGCCAGCCGUGUGUUGGCGUUAUGCUCCAAGUCUCCAAUCGACGACAUCAACUAUGCAUACAUGGUCUUCACUCAAAUUCCUAACCCAAACCUCUUUAUUUGGAACACUAUCAUUAGAGGCUUUGCUAAUAGCUCAACCCCACAAAUUGCAAUCUCUCUCUUCAUUGACAUGCUGCUCACUUCGCCAAUUCAACCACAGAGACUCACUUACCCUUCGGUGUUCAAGGCCUAUGCUCAACUUGGUCUAGCCCAUGAUGGAGCUCAGCUUCAUGGCAGGAUUAUCAAACUGGGUCUCCAAUUCGACCCCUUUAUACGAAAUACGAUUAUCUAUAUGUACAUGAAUUGUGGGUUUUUGGGCGAAGCCUGCAAAUUGUUUCGUGAAGAUACAGAUUUUGAUGUCGUUGCCUGGAAUUCUAUGAUUAUGGGUCUGGCUAAAUGUGGGGAAAUUAAUGAUGCGAGGAGGUUGUUCGAUAAAAUGCCAACAAGAAAUGAAGUUUCGUGGAAUAGCAUGAUUAGUGGGUAUGUAAGAAACGGGAUGUGGGUGGAAGCAUUGCAUCUUUUUAGCCGAAUGCAGGAGGAGAAUAUCAAGCUGAGCGAGUUUACAAUGGUGAGCUUGUUAAAUGCUUCGGCUCGAUUAGGAGCACUUAAACAAGGAGAAUGGAUUCACGGUUAUAUAAAGAAGAACAAUAUCGAAUCGAAUGUCAUUGUUACCACAGCAAUUGUAAAUAUGUAUUGCAAGUGUGGAAGCAUUGAAAAGGCGCGUGAAGUGUUUGAGACAGCCACCAUAAAAGGAUUAUCUUGUUGGAACUCCAUGAUCUUAGGCCUAGCAGUAAAUGGCUGUGAUGAUGAGGCAAUUCAGUUAUUCUCAAGGCUUGAAUCUUCAGAUAUUGAACCAGAUGAUGUUAGUUUCAUUGGUAUUUUAACGGCUUGUAAUCACUCAGGUUUGAUCGAUAAAGCAAAAGACUAUUUCUCGGUAAUGAUGAAGGCAUAUAGGAUUGAACCAUCAAUUAAGCACUAUGGUUGUAUGGUUGAUAUGCUUGGCCGAGCAGGACUCCUUGAAGAGGCAGAAGAGCUUAUAAAAAGUAUGCCCAUGAAUCCAGAUCCUGGUAUAUGGGGGUCUUUACUUUCAGCUUGUUGGAAGCAUGGUAAUACCGAGAUGGGUCAAUGGGCAGCGAAUAAUUUAAUAGAGUUGAGUCCGAGUGAAAGCUGUGGUUAUCUACUUAUGUCAAAUGUUUAUGCCGCAGCUGGUCAUUUUGAGAAGGCAAUGCAGGAGAGGAUUUCAAUGAAAGACAAGAAGAUAGAGAAACAACCAGGAUGCAGUUUGAUUGAAGUGAAUGGGGAAGUUCAUGAGUUUUUAGCUGGUGGAAGGUUGCAUCCUCAAGUCCAAAAGAUAUGUCAUUUAUUGAAUGACUUGAUGUUACAAGAAAUGGAGCAUGUCAAAAAUAGUUAACAUGUUGCCGAU
Molecule: messenger RNA, 1727 nt
Organism: Cornus florida
Lineage: Eukaryota; Viridiplantae; Streptophyta; Magnoliopsida; Cornales; Cornaceae
Product: pentatricopeptide repeat-containing protein At2g42920, chloroplastic
Exons: 1
Coding region: 99-1715 (538 amino acids)
Biological process (GO): RNA modification
Molecular function (GO): protein binding; RNA binding
Source: RefSeq, a predicted model, not a curated record